Molecule: messenger RNA, 2725 nt
Organism: Trichoplusia ni (cabbage looper)
Lineage: Eukaryota; Metazoa; Arthropoda; Insecta; Lepidoptera; Noctuidae
Product: dynein intermediate chain 3, ciliary-like
Exons: 1
Coding region: 911-2638 (575 amino acids)
Biological process (GO): outer dynein arm assembly; cilium movement
Cellular component (GO): outer dynein arm
Molecular function (GO): dynein light chain binding; dynein heavy chain binding
Source: RefSeq, a predicted model, not a curated record
AAAAUAUUAUGAAUAAUUUAUCGUUUCAAAUGUGGAACACAGUUAUAAAAAAGUAUAAAUUUAUUUUCACGCAUGUUUGUGCAUGUGCGGUUAUCAACCGCCUGCAGAUUAAUAACUUAUUUAUGAGACGCUUAAUUAAAAUAAUCUCUAAAACGUUCGAGAACCGCAGCUAGUCAACAAUUUAAUCAAGAGAGUUUAAAAUAAAUUACAUAGAAGGCAAAUUAACCUAGCUCAAAUUAAAUGAAUAAUCUACCACUUAGAUCUUGAACAUUUCGCAAACACAUGAAGCCUUCUCGGGUUUCAUAAUUGUUUUAUAAAACAAAUGUGUUAUUGAAAUUGGAAUAAGUAGAGUGAAUCAGCAUAAAGGCGUAACAUCGAGAGGCGUCUCACCUCUCGCACAUAGCUAUUGCCAUAUGGACUCGAUGCAUAUUAAUGCGAACCGCAUAACAACUCCUUGCUCCAACAAUGUGGUUACGACACUUCCUGGUACGAGCACAGCCGGAGGUGUAGGAAACAACACGACAAGCGAACCCGACCAACUUAAUGCCGGCUCAAAAGCACCUGAACGUGACUUUCCGUAGCAAUGCAUAAACCCGUAAUUCUAUUUUAUUUACCUUUUAAGGCAAAACAGGCGAAUAGGAAGUCUAUAACCAUAAGCAAAAUACAAAUCAUGUUUAGUCGGAGUAGGUAUAGACCGACGAUAAUUAAGUAUUGCCACAGAAACAACUUGUCGUCCAACAAGGACACAUAUGUUCCCAGACGCAAUGACGUUAAAGUAAUCAGACAUGAUAUUGUUUAAUUCAGUCAUCAAUAUUAAUUUUGAGUCAUGGCCUUGUUGAUAUAAUUUUCGUGUAUCUGACAGUUACGGCUCGACGUCUUGAAGUAUAAGAUAUUAUUAAGAAAUUAAUCAAUGUCUUCUUAUGUAAAAUGGACCUACGAGUACACAAAAGUACGAAAAAACUUUGGCAGGCAACCACUUUUUCAAAUUGUACCAGCCCGUAUGUUAGACUCUAUCAACCCUGAUAUAAGUGAGCAGAAAAACUAUAUUUUGCGAAACCCCGUGCAUCGUGAGGUACAAGCCGCCAGUACAGUGUCAUGGAAUGAAACAAAUACUAAAAGGAUCAAAAUGCAUGAUCAAGGCAUAGAUCACACCGAAGGAGGGUGGCCGAAGGAAGUGCACCCUUAUAACGAAGAUCACGUACAACGACACCGUCGCAGAAUUAUGCACGAAGAUAGUUAUAUACACUCUGUACUAAACCUAUCACCAGCUUUGUUUCAUAGAGUAGACCAAAAUAAUGCCAUCGAAAUGUAUGAAACCUACUACUCUGAUAUGCCUCCCCAAGAUCCAGUGGAGAAGUAUGGUACUCGUAUAACUAAUGUGUUCCGCGACGAAAAUCACAGACCAAUAUCAUGUGUCAAAUGGACAAAUGAAAAAAACGCCAAACUGGCCGUCGCUUACUGCUUUCAGACUUGUAUGCCAGAACCUGAAUUAAACAAAUUAAACGCGUGUUACAUAUGGGAUGUACACAGACAAACAGAACCAGUAUAUAGGUUGGAACCAGAGCACCCUUGCGGGAAACUGGCCUGUUCUCCCGCGAAUCCAGACAUAUUGAUAUGUGGUCUUGAGAACGGCACCGUCGCUUUGUUCGAUGUUCGGACGAGUAAACACGCUGUGUCGACUAGUUCGGUAUAUAAUUCCCACCGCAGACCCAUAACAUCAAUACUUUACAUUCACUCACGUACUCACACGGACUUCUUCACUGGAUCUUCAGACGGUGAGUGUUUGUGGUGGGAUCUAAGAAAUCUUUCAUAUCCCUUUGAUCGGUUGUCCAUGUCAGUACGCCACGGCCCAACAGAAAUGCCAAACUUGAGUAACUCAGAAGGCGUAAGUACUUUGGAAUUUGAUCCUGGCUUGCCUACAAAGUUUCUUUGUGGAACUGAGACUGGUUUAGUCAUUAAUGGAAAUCGCAUGGGUAGAUCUCAUGAUGACAUUUUAGUAUCGUACUGGAAUGCACACGAUGGUUCAGUGCAGGCGGUACAAAGAAGUCCUUGUACAUUUAGAAUGUUUCUUACGUGCGGGGACUUUACAGUUAAAGUAUGGAGCGAGGAGGUGCGUACCGAACCUAUAAUAGUAACAAGGCCAUAUAAAAAUCAAGUUACAGACGCGGCCUGGGCUCCAUUGAGAUUCUCUUGUUACAUGUCUGUAUGUGCAGGUGGAAUGUUUUAUUACUGGGAUCUUUUACGUAAAUACAAAGAGCCCGUCGUAACUCUACAAGUUUCUAAAUAUGGCUUAACAAGAAUUACUCCUCAUAUAGAAGGUGAAUCGGUUGCUAUUGGUGAUUACCACGGCGACUUGUAUCUGCUUCAGUUGUCGGAAAAUAUGUCUAUACCGGGAAGUCGCGAUAAGUUGUUGAUGGGACAGGUAUAUGAAAGAGAAACAAAACGUGAGCAUAUAUUGGAUAAUCGUUUGAAGGAGAUUCGUUUGAAAGCGAGAGCUGAAGAGGAGGCAGCUGCUCUUGAGGUACCGGUCGAAGAGACCGAUGAGGAGGAGUUGGUGCAAGCGGCAGAGGAUGAGUUCUUUAGAAUUGUUCAGGGUGAGUUGAAGAAUAUGGAAAUCGCGUCAGAGCACACGGAAUAACAACGAUAAUAGUUUGACACAUUUAUAAUGAUUCAAGAGCUUUUAUGUUUAUUUAUAUAAUAGAAUUAAAGUUUCAUUUUAAUUUGA